Molecule: messenger RNA, 1092 nt
Organism: Adineta steineri
Lineage: Eukaryota; Metazoa; Rotifera; Eurotatoria; Adinetida; Adinetidae
Source: the annotation of a GenBank genome assembly
AUGUCCAUUUUCGAUAUAUUCAAAAGAAAAAAAAAGGAAAAAGAUAAUGUUAUUCCCAUAUCAACAUCAUAUUCAUCCGCUACAACAAAUACUGCCUCUCCAAAUACAACUUCUGAAAAUUUACCUCCAAGUAAACGUCGUUCAUCUAAUAAAUCAUCUAAUAAUGAUAAACGUAUUGAUCAAUCAAAACUUGUAUUUCAUUGUCAAUUAGCACAUGGAAGUCCAACUGGCCUUAUGUCAGGUUUUGGUAAUUUAAAAGAAUUAUAUCAGAAAAUAGCCGAUUGUUUUGAAAUACCAGCAUCAACGAUUUUAUAUUGUACAUUAAAUACGCAUAAAGUUGAUAUGGAUAAAUUAUUAAGUGGACAAAUUAAUUUAGAUGAUUUUAUAUUUGCACAUGUUAAAGGACAAGCUAAGGAAAUAGAAGUUAUUAAAUCAGAACCAUCUCUUGGAUUGACUAUUGCAGAUAAUGGAGCAGGUUGUGCGUUUGUUAAACGAAUUGUUGAAGGAAGUACUAUGCAUCGACUUAAAAAUCUUGUUAAAAUUGGUGAUCAUAUAGAAAAAAUAAACGAUAAAUCAAUUGUUGGUGUACGACAUUUUGAAGUAGCGAAUGUAUUAAAAAAUAUUCCUGUUGGCUCAAAAAUUAAAAUACGACUCAUCGAACCAAAUUCAUUUGGAUUUCACGUUGAACCAGCUAAUCGUGGUCGUAAAUCAGGUGAUGUUAAAAGUGGUACAAAAACUCUUCGUUUUAAAGCUAAUGGUCAAGCAAGUAUUGAAGAUGUUGAUGAUACAAUGACUAAAGCUAUUGAUCGUAUCAAUGGUCUUCUUGAAAAAUUUAUGGGCAUCAAUGAUUCAGAUCUUGCACAACAAAUUUGGGAUCUUGCACAAAAUAAAAAGAAUCCAAGUGAAUUUGCGACAGCAAUUGAUAAUUCAGAAAUUGGUACAUUUAAUUUUUCGGAUGAAUUUAUUUUUGAUUUAUGGGCUACAAUUGAUGAUAUUAAGCAAGGACGAAUAAAGGAAGAAAAAAUAAAAGAGGAAGAAGAAGAAGAAAAAGAAGAAGAAGAAGAAGACGAUUUUCAAAAUGAACGAUUAUAA